AUGGAGCACCUAUCGAGGUUCGUAGGUCAGAUGUCCUUGGCAGAUGACAGCAGAGCGGGCAACAUCUCAUCUGAGUAUAUUAAUAUUCGUGCUCAGACUUCUAUCGUCAAGAAAGAUUUUGGCCUUACGACGAUAGCGGGGGCACUGAUGGAGAAUGUAAAGAAGAACCGUUACAGAGACAUUUUACCAUAUGACCAGACCCGUGUGCCCCUGACUCUACUGACAAAUGAGAAUGAUUUUGACUAUAUCAACGCCAGCUUCAUUAAGGGUGCAACAAAGACCAAAAAAUACAUAGCGACCCAAGGGCCUCUGAGACACACUUUGGUGGACUUCUGGCGAAUGAUUUGGCAGUAUGAUGUAAAGGUCAUAAUCAUGGCUUGCAGAGAAAUUGAAAUGGGAAAAAAAAAGUGUGAGCGCUACUGGACUACUUUCAAAGAAACAACCCAUUUUGGUCCCUUUAUUGUGUCAAACUUUGAGGAAUCUAGCCCAUAUGAGGAAGUCGUUUUCCGCACUCUGACAGUGAAAUAUCAUGAGGAAACACGGAAAAUCUCUCAAUUCCAAUACACAGCUUGGCCUGAUCAUGACGUUCCAUACACGGUUUAUGGUAUUUUAGGAAUGAUGGAUAUGGCUCGCAAAGACCAGGGAAACAACACUAGCCCUGUUCUCAUCCACUGCAGUGCUGGUUGUGGAAGAACAGGGGUGAUUUGUGCCCUGGAUUAUGUUCACGAUCUUCUUGUGACAAAGCAAAUUAAAGAAGAUUUCAGUAUCAUGAAGAUUGUAGUGGAACUAAGGAGACAGAGGCCAUCAGCAGUACAGACAAAGGAACAGUAUCAGUUUGUGUUUUCUGCUGUGGCUUACAUGUUUGAGAAGGCUUUACGGUCAGCUGAGAACAACUCCCAGAAUCUCACCAAUGUAAGACAGAAACUGCUACUUUUGUUCAACCAUAUCAGAAACCUGCAUGAGGUCAAAGCUGACACAAGUAACCAACCUUUAUAUGAUGAUGUUGCAUCUGUGAAGACAUCCCCACCGACAACAUCAGCCAGCGCAGAAAGAUAUUCUAAUGUGCAGUACAGAGUGCCUCGGCCUCGUCAGCAGAAGAUGAAUGACGUAUAUUCCGUGGUCAACAAGUCCAAACAGCUCCCACCACCAGCCUCUUCCACCGCCCCUCUGGCCGCUCUCUGUCACUAUGACAACGAAGAGCUGGGCGUCCCAAAAUUCCAUGUCGGUGCUCUUUACAGCACGGUCAAGCCCAAGAGCAGGUGUCUUCCAGCCAAACCGCCACCAGCUGUCUCAUCCAUAUAUGACACAGCCGGACUAGCCAAUCACAGGCUAGCUGAGGCCUCGGCAGGGGAGGACCAGAGUGGCUAUGAGCUGGUCACAGCUGAGUGUUAUUCCUCGACAGAAGAGGACUAUGAAUAUGUCUCAAAUCCCAUCAAAUGCAUGACCAACAGCUGCACUCCUGGUAGCAUGGAUUUCAACUGUCGCAUUAAAAAACCCAAAGGGCCUCGGGAUCCCCCGGCAGAGUGGGGUCAUGUGGAGAGAUGACACAGCAGCCAUAUACCAGGCCUGGCCACAUCUUUACUCAUUCAUGUUUGACAAGCAAUGGAAAUGGGCUCUUUAUUUAUUUUUACUUUCUGUGAACAUCUACUGUAUGUGAUCACAAAAAUACAGUUAUCUAUCUAUCUUUUGUAACCCAUUUGAGUUCGUAUAUUUUUCAGAUCUUGUGAUUUAUAUUACCGAUGAAAGAAUAAACUAUAUUAAACAACUUUCAA
Salvelinus fontinalis (brook trout) is the source of this 1772-nucleotide messenger RNA. Its product is annotated as tyrosine-protein phosphatase non-receptor type 18-like. The transcript is spliced from 16 exons. Lineage: Eukaryota; Metazoa; Chordata; Actinopteri; Salmoniformes; Salmonidae. The record is from RefSeq and is a predicted model, not a curated record. Gene Ontology annotation, molecular function: non-membrane spanning protein tyrosine phosphatase activity. Gene Ontology annotation, cellular component: cytoplasm; nucleus. Bases 1 to 1545 code for a protein of 514 amino acids. Gene Ontology annotation, biological process: peptidyl-tyrosine dephosphorylation.